AUGAAACUCCGGUUUGCUGCGUUGACGACUGUGCUUGCUGCGGCUGUUACCAUUGUCUUAGUAUACACGCUAAAGGGGUAUUUUGAUAGCAGUUUUGAUGAAGCUAGUGAGCUAUCAAAUAAUAUUAAAGCCUCCUUUCUUCCUGAUUCUCUUGCUCUAUCGCGUUUAAAAACCAGCGGGAAACAAGAUCUUAAAGAUACUCUUUGUUUGGGGACUGCAUCCAGUAAUUACAAAGAGCAUCCUUCAAAGAAACCUUUUUUCAUCAUGGGGUCUGGAAUAGCAAUAGUUACUCUUUCUGCUUUACUGAUCCAUAUUUUGCAAUCAGAUGAACCUGCUAACUCAGCUCAAGAUCAUAAUUAUAUUUUAGCGUACGGAUUCCUCAUAUUAUUAGCUAUACACUUUUUUACCCCGCUUCUCAAUAUUUUGAUAUUUGGCCGAAAGAACUUGGUAUUUGACCAUAAGCUACUGGUUCGCAUAUAUUUAGAGCGCUAUUAUGGGUUUAUUGAGGCCAUGAAAAAACUCGAGCCUAGUAAUCCCAAUUCAAAUCGUCCUAAAAUUAACAUACCGAACUUAUUUGACGGGGUUAACGUUUUAGAGACGUAUAUAACUAUUUUCCCCAACACCACGCAACUAUUUCCGGACCCUUUAUCAUUUUCUGACACUGCAUCACCAGAAACUUUGAAACUAAUCAAAAAUUUCCCACCAAACCUUGUCUACAAUAUUCUUCAAGAUUCUACAUUCAAAAAUCACUCGUUUCCUGAAAAAUUUACAGGCUACAGACCCAUCGGAGAUGCCCAAAGCUAUCAAUUUUAUUUCGUCAUAAUUUACGAUGACCUGAAGUAUUAUCCGAUUAUAAAUCUACACGUUAAUGAUAUGGUCAAUUCUUUUCUUUAUAAUUGCUCCCUUGAUACACUUUUAAACCCUGAAGAGCGAUUUAUGCCCAUCAUAAAUGGGACUAAUACAGAUAUGUUGAAAGAAGCACAAAACUCUCUUAAAAUUUUGCAAUCGAGAACCUCAGAGGCGAUUGCUUUGAGUCUUACUUUUCCAAAAAAUACGACUGAAAUUAAGAAGCUAUAUGACUCUGCUGAAUUUGUCGCUGCCAGAAACUACUUGAAAAGGUUCUUGACUAAAGGUCCUAUAUCUUAUAAUAUUCAACGUAUAUUAUUUCGUAACCCUUUGCCCCAAUAUUAUCCAUACUCUCGUUUAGAGUUAAACCUAAUUGCUCCUGAAGAAGAAUCUGUGAUUAAGAAUCUGCCGGGAAUAAGUCUGGAAAGAGUCAGGAAUCGGCGGGGAAUAAAUCCGGAAAAGGCCAUUAAUCUGCAACGACAUGAGCCUGGAAAUGACCAGGGAUCUGCCAUUAAUCUGCAACGACAUGAGCCUGGAAAUGGCCAGGGAUCUGCCAUUAGUCUGCAACGACAUGAGCCUGGAAAUGGCCAGGGAUCUGCCAUUAGUCUGCAACGACAUGAGCCUGGAAAUGGCCAGGGAUCUGCCAUUAGUCUGCAACGAAAUGAGCCUGGAAAUGGCCAGGGAUCUGCCAUUAAUCUGCAACGACAUGAGCCUGGAAAUGGCCAGGGAUCUGCCAUUAGUCUGCAACGAAAUGAGCCUGGAAAAGGUCAGGAAUCUGCGGGGAGUGAGUCUGCAAAGGGUCAGGAAUCUGCAGGGAAUAAGUCUGGAAAGAGCCAGGAAUCUGCAGGGAGUGAUUCCGGAAAGGGGCAGGAAUCUGUCAUUAAUCUGCCACGAAAGGACCAGCCUAUAGCCCGCCCCACAAAAGCUGGGGCUAAUAUCCAGUAA
Molecule: messenger RNA, 1791 nt
Organism: Mitosporidium daphniae
Lineage: Eukaryota; Fungi; Microsporidia
Exons: 2
Coding region: 1-1791 (596 amino acids)
Source: RefSeq, a predicted model, not a curated record